Messenger RNA from Vollenhovia emeryi, 519 nucleotides. RefSeq lists its product as uncharacterized. The coding region runs from base 1 to 519 and encodes 172 amino acids. The transcript has 3 exons. The record is from RefSeq and is a predicted model, not a curated record. Lineage: Eukaryota; Metazoa; Arthropoda; Insecta; Hymenoptera; Formicidae.
AUGGAGCCUAAACUUGAAAUAUUCAAGAUACAGUGGCGCAUGCCGCAUGUGUUGUUAAACGAGGUGAACAAACUGUCGAUGCUGCGUGCUUUGGAAAGCGGACAAUACCUCAAUAUGGGAUUUCGUUCAUGGGAUCUUAAAACGGCUACUCAGCUCGAGAAGCCGCUGUAUCUUAUCUUUGCUCUGCAAACAGGUCGGAAGAAUAUCAUGUCACAGAAUGUGAGCCAAUUCAGUCACUGCAAAUUGAGCAACGUGAAACUCUAUCUGAAUUCGGAAUGUUAUCCAUACGAUGAUAUGAAUCUGGAUUUCGAUAAAAACAAAUGGUCGAAACAAGGACCGUUUGUCAUUAUCGAUUGCUCCCGACAAAACGAGUCGGUCAAGAGGGCGACUGUGGACGUGAGAUUGGAAUUUGAGUGCAAGGCGAAUGUGCCAGUGAAUACCACUGCGUACUGUCUCGUCAUACAUGAUCGUGUGGUUCAGUACAACCCGCUGACCAGCGUCGUGCGCAAAAUUCCCUAA